CAUGCAAGAGACACCGGGACAGAAGCCGUGGAUUUUCUUUUCUGUCUGAAGACUGAGAGGGAAAUGCGUUUGAUCACAUUUUUACUUGACUCUCUCUUUUUUCUUCUUCUGAUGGGAUAGUUCUUGUGCAUAUUUGAGCAGAACAGGUGUAAUAAGAGCUCUCAAGGGCUCCUCCGGUAAUGCGGAAUGACCUUACGGGACCGUUAACGCGCGCUUACCGUGGAUCACCUGAUUCAUCAGCGACCACAGCAUUCCGAGCGCGCCCGACCGCACAUUGAUCAGCGGAGGAAAGUUCAAUGCAUGAACGAAGAUUGUUUACUUUCAUGCUGUUAAAUCAACAUUUUCCCCUAAAGGAAAUAGAUUUUUUUGGGGUAGGGGGGGACAGUUUUUUUGUAAUAGUCUUCACUGACCUGACCCAAAGCACUGAUCUAUACGGAUAUCUUCAUAUUAUUCUGGAGUCAAAUAAUUUGUCUGACAGCACUCACACUGAUCUAACGGAUUUGUCACUAUGCGCGAGAAUCGGUAACUGAUGGUCCCUGUAUGAACGAGUUCACAGUGAACCGGGGUCGUGUUUGGCUGCUGUUUAUCUACAAAUGUAAGGCUCUGUGAAACCUUAGCUCUGACAACACCAUAUGGAGACAACUGUUUGAAUUAAAGCAGCGGAAACACGCGUGAACUGCUGUCAUGGAUUUAAGGGAUUUUUUCUUGUUGGCAUCAUUAGUUGCUUGUUUUUGGUUAGAUCCAACCAUAGCCCAAGAGCUCAUUUACCCUAUUCGUGAAGAGCUACAGGAAAAUGUACUUAUUGGAAACAUACCAAAGGACUUGAACAUCUCCCAUAUAAACUCUGCCACCGGGGCUAGCAGUAAUUUGGUUUACAGACUCGUGUCAAAAGCCGGGGACAACCCGCUAUUAAGAGUGAUGAGCAAUACAGGAGAAAUCUUUACCACCGCAAACCGUAUUGACAGGGAGAAACUCUGUCCUGGCCCCUCUUUUGAAGACAGUGAGUGUUCCUUUGAAAUUGAAGUGGUCAUUUUGCCUAAUGACUAUUUCAGAUUAAUCAAAAUAAAGAUCAUUGUCAAAGACACCAAUGACAAUGCCCCAAUGUUCCCCUCCCCUGUGAUCAACAUAUCAAUUCCAGAAAACACAUUAAUCAACAGCCGCUUUGCCAUUCCCUCUGCCACUGAUCCAGAUACAGGACCCAACAGCGUACACAAAUACGAGCUGUUGAACGGGCAGAGUGCUUUCGGUUUGGAUAUUGUGGAGACACCAGAAGGUGAGAAAUGGCCUCAGCUUAUAGUUCAACAGAAUUUAGACAGAGAGCAGAAAGAUACUUAUGUGAUGAAAGUCAAAGUGGAGGAUGGGGGGAACCCACAAAAAUCCAGCACUGCCAUUCUACAGGUGACCGUCACUGAUGUUAAUGAUAACCGGCCUGUCUUCAAAGAGAACCAAAUUGAGGUCCACAUCCCAGAAAAUUCUCCUGUUGGAACGUCAGUAGUUCAAUUGCAAGCCACUGAUGCAGAUGUGGGGGCCAACGCAGAAAUAAAAUACAUGUUUGGGACUCAAGUGUCAAGUGCCACACGGAGACUUUUUGCUCUGAACUCCACCACUGGGCUCAUAACAGUUCAACGGCCACUAGAUAGAGAGGAGACUGCCAUUCAUAAACUGACAGUACUAGCCAGCGAUGGAAGCUCAAGUCCAGCAAGAGCCACCAUAACUAUCAAUGUGACUGAUGUUAAUGACAAUGCUCCAAAUAUUGAUUUAAGAUACAUCAUAAGUCCCACCAAUGGUACCGUAAUGCUUUCCGAAAAAGAUCCGAUUAACACCAAGAUUGCUCUUAUUACUGUCUCUGACAAAGACACUGAUGUGAACGGAAAAGUUAUUUGCUUUAUUGAAAAAGAUGUUCCUUUUCACCUCAAAGCAGUUUAUGAUAACCAAUAUUUGUUAGAAACGUCUGCACUGCUUGAUUAUGAGGGAACCAAGGAGUACAUCUUCAAGAUUGUGGCCUCUGACUCUGGAAAACCUAGUUUGAAUCAGACCGCCCUGGUUAGAGUAAGGCUGGAGGAUGAGAACGACAAUUCGCCCAUUUUUGCCCAGCCUGUCAUUGAACUGGCCGUCAUGGAAAACAACCGACGUGACGUGUUCCUGACAACCAUCAGUGCUACAGAUGAGGACAGUGGAAGGAAUGCUGAGAUUGUCUACCAGCUCGGACCCAAUGCUUCUUUCUUUGAUCUCGAUCGCAAAACAGGCGUGCUAACCGCAUCAAGGGUGUUUGAUAGGGAAGAACAAGAGCGGUUCCUCUUUACGGUCACCGCCAGAGACAAUGGCACCAGGGCUCUACAGAGUCAAGCGGCAGUCAUAGUAACCAUAUUGGAUGAGAACGACAACAGCCCUAAAUUCACACACAACCACUUUCAGUUCUUUGUGUCAGAGAAUCUGCCUAAAUAUAGCACAGUAGGAGUGAUUACUGUCACGGAUGCUGAUGCUGGCGAGAAUGCUGUGGUGAGGCUUGUAAUCCUCAACGAUAAUGAGAACUUCAUCCUUGACCCAGAUUCUGGAGUGAUCAAGUCCAAUGUUUCCUUUGACCGAGAACAGCAAAGCUCGUACACAUUUGACGUCAGAGCGGUGGACAAUGGGAGCCCUCCAUGUUCAUCAGCUGCUAAGGUGACCAUCAACGUCAUUGACGUCAACGAUAACACCCCCAUUGUCAUCUACCCACCAUCAAACACCUCUUUCAAACUAGUGCCCAUGUCUGCAAUUCCAGGGUCAGUCGUGGCUGAGGUUUUUGCAGUAGAUGGUGACACAGGUAUGAAUGCCGAACUGAAGUACACUAUUGUGAGUGGAAACAACAGAGGUCUUUUCAGAAUUGACCCUGUAACAGGAAACAUCACACUAGAAGAGAAACCCACCAUUACUGACAUUGGUCUCCAUAGGUUAGUGGUGAACAUCAGUGACCUUGGCUAUCCAAAGUCCCUGCACACCCUUGUCCUUGUUUUCCUUUAUGUCAAUGACACAGUUGGAAAUUCCUCAUUCAUACAAGACCUCAUCCGUAGGACAAUGGAAACGCCGCUUGAUAGGAACAUCGGCGAGAGCAGCGAGACCGAUCAGAAUGUUGACAACUUGAAAACCGUCAUCGCCAUUGUUACAGGUGCCAUGGUGGUAAUUGUGGUCAUCUUCAUUACAGUUCUGGUGCGCUGCCGUCAUGCCUCACAGUUCAAAGCCACACAGAGGAAGAAGCAGGGCACAGAGUGGAUGUCGCCUAACCAGGAGAACAAGCAGAACAAGAAGAAGAAGCGAAAAAAGAGGAAGUCGCCAAAGAGCUCCCUCUUGAACUUUGUCACCAUUGAGGAGAACAAACCCGACGACCCUGCCCACGAACCUAUUAAUGGAACCAUCAGUCUCCCGGCUGAGCUCGAGGAGCCUGGAAUUGGACGCUUUGACUGGAAUGCCACCCCUACUACCACAUUCAAACCCAGCAGCCCAGACCUGGCCCGGCACUACAAGUCUGCUUCACCCCAAUCUGCCUUCCACCUCAAAGCUGACACUCCAGUGUCUGUGAAAAAGCAUCAUGUCAUACAGGAGCUGCCAUUGGACAAUACCUUUGUUGGGGGCUGUGACACGCUUUCCAAACGGUCCUCCACCAGCUCCGAUCACUUCAGUGCCUCAGAAUGCAGUUCACAAGGAGGCUUCAAGUCAAAGGGGGUACCUUUGCACACCAGACAGGGAACUCUUACUCGUGCCCGCACUGAACUGAACCCCGACUAUCUGGACCUUCGUUCCAGAGCUGAGCUGAACCCAGAGUACUGGACACCCUGUACUCCUCUAUCACAGCGGCGGGUCACGUUUCAUCUGCCGGAUGGCUCACAGGAGAGCUGCAGUGAUAGUGGGCUGGGUGACCAUGAGCCAGUGGGCAGUGGGCCGCUCCUCUCACACCCUCUCCCUCUGGUACAGGCGCAGGAUGAGUUCUAUGAGCAGGCUUCGCAGGACAAGAGGACUGAAGCCGACGGCAACUCGGAUCCCAACUCUGAUGGACCUUUAGGACCAAGAGGUUUAGUGGAGGCCACAGAGAUGUGCACCCAAGAGUGUCUGGUGUUGGGACACUCCGACAACUGCUGGAUGCCACCAAGCCUGAUGUCGUACCCUUCACCCAAGUCCCCUGUUUCCUCUUUCAACAACCAGAAGGAGUGGGCCAAAGAGAGAUUGCUCAAUGGCCACACCCUGACCCGUAGCUGGAAAGGCGAGCGUGGAAGCCAGGAGCAAUUUGGGGAUAGGAAGACCUUUGGAAGCUCGGAAGGACAUUUUGGCAGUGCUGGCGGCGGUCACAUGGCUGACAUCCCGUUAGCCAGCCUGAAACCAUACCAGCCCACCUCUGGCCCAGACAGUCCAAAAGAACAGCAGCUUUAAGAGCUUUUGUUUUUGUUUGUCUCUUCUUUACGAUCACCCAAGCAACAUUUGAGAGCUUUAGUCCAUUUGGUCCUUACUGUUUUUUCUCUUUUACUUAGAUUGAUGCUAAUGCAGUGUGAUAGUCACGUGUAUGGAGUUGACUGUAGACUUUAUUGCUUAUGCUGAACAGUAUACUAUGCCAAUCCAACUUGCCGACAGCCCUCUGCUGAGAUUUUUUUUUAGCAGAUUUAUAGCUGCCCUAAAACUCCCAUGGUUUUCUCCAAAUUCACAUUAAAAGUAUUUGUCUUGAACAGAGACUGCAAAAAAAAAAAAAAAAAAAAAAGUUUGAGAUAAACAAAACUGUGCUCUAUGUAUCACAGUUCUUAAAAAAAAGGGGAAAAAAGAAAAACAAUAUAACAGCUGAUCAAUACAUACAAAUAUUGUGACAUGGUUAUUUUUUAGCUGUUUUGGGAACUAUAUUAAUCUACACCAUCCGAGACAAAUGGAAUUUACAAUUGAGAAAGCAUUGUGCUAAUAACACUGUUAGUGUAAAUCUUGUUUAGUCUGUCAUCGUUGAAGUGUUUGUAAAUAGGACUUAAUACUAACCGAUUUUAUGUACUUGUAAUAAUCUCAUGGAAUAGAUCCUUGAUCAGGACAGUUGUCUUUUAUCAUUCAUUGUACAGGAGACAUUGUUUUUAUUGCUUUUGUCAUUUACCUUUGUCUUCUGGAUCAGGGGGCCGCAGUCUAGAGUUGGAAAGCAAACAUACACGAAAACACACAGUGGGGCAAAUUCACUAAGCGGUUGCGGCACUUUAGAGCAUGCUAUUUCCACUGUUGUUCAGGACUUAUUUUCGAACCACACUAUCCAGUUUAAGCAGACACUAAAUGCCCUGGAGAAGCGCUGCAACUUUAGUAUUUAAUUGAAGUAAUUGCCAUUAUUUUCAAUGCCAUCAUGUCUCCUUUUUUUAUGAAAAUGAAUGCAGUUAACAUAGCACUAUUACCACCUGUGGCAAACAAAAGGUAUGUUUUACAUUUUCUAGUGAUCACUGCAAUAAAAUAUUAUUAAAUGAUAAAGAAGAGUGUUAUAACAUGGCAUAUAUCCAGAUGUGUGAUGUAGUUGUGUGCACUUUCUCCAUAUUAAAUAGUUGAUUUAGGUGCCUGGAUCACAGUGGUGGAGCUGUACUCUCUUAGUAAAGUAUACCAGAUUGCAGUAGUCUGCUGCAUCCUCUUCAACUGAUAUUUUUUAGCAUUUCUAAGAUGUUAACUACUUUUUGUUGUGAACCGGGCGCUAAAACAAUGCAGACAGCUCAUGCAAAUAAACAACGCUAUCAGCAGGCGCAAUAAAUUCUCAGUGAAUUUCCCCCAUAAAGUCACACACACACAUGUACACACAUGAACACACACCCACACCCCCUAUGAUGGAAAAAUAACAGAUGAAUUGCAGAUGAUAUUGUCAAUCAGUCAUGACAUUGCACAAUUUCCCAGUUUUUUGCAUUUACUAAUGCAAAAAUCUGGCGAACUUAUUUUUUCAAAGCUAUUUUGUAUUAUUGAUGUAAAUGCUCAAUUUCUACUCACUGACACAGAACGCUUGAUGUCUUUUCCUCAACAAAAAAAAAAAAAAAAGAAAAAGAAGAAGAAAAAACAAUUCAUUCAAUGAAAUGUUACAAUUCAACAGCAAUAGAUUUGUAAAUUCUCAACCUCUAAUUUAAAUAUGUCAUUAUUGUACAUUUCAUUGAAAUUGUUCUUUAAUUGAGAGUAGUAUUUGCAAACUCAAAGAUUUUUUUUUUUUCAUGAUAUAUCUUGUAUGCCCACGGUUUUCAUGAUGCAAGAGAAGUGUGUGUAGUUUUCAUGUCAGUGUCUCCAUGACAUAUACUACGUAUUUUACCGAUCCAGAAGGAUUUCCGAAAAACUAUAUCUGGCAAUGAAACGGCAUUCCCUAGUUGCUGAGUGCCGAACACAUUAAAUGUUUGUCAGGUGCCAAUAUACACAGUCAUUCCAGACAAAAAAAUAUAAAAUAUAAAAAUAAACUGUCCAAACUCGGAAAAAGAUUUUUAAAAAAAACAACAAAAAAAAAAAACAGAACAGAACAUGAUCCAAAUGAGCAUGUGCAUAAUUUAAAGACUGAAAAUUUAGUUUAUUUAUUUUUUUUCCUUUAAAUGUUUAGGCCUUUCUUUUAUCCCUUCUUGUCACAUGGCAUGGCAGCCAGUUCAAACAAUGAAACCGCAUGCUUAAAGGACAAAAUAGCUUUGUAAUGACUUAGUUUCACCUUUUUUUCAUUCAGUUUAUGAUUAUUAAUUGAUAAUGCUGUGAGGUCAUUCACUUUGUAUAGCACCUUUAUGUUUUAUCACAAUAUUUAAAGUACAAAAAAGGAUAUAAAAAAAGAUAUGAAAAGAUACAAGGGUGGUGUGAGUAUGUUUGUUGGUUGUGGGGACAUUUGCCAUCAUAGAUAUUUAAACAGUUACUCCUUGUUACAAUACUGCUACUGCAAUAAAUGUUUUA
Molecule: messenger RNA, 6879 nt
Organism: Myxocyprinus asiaticus (Chinese sucker)
Lineage: Eukaryota; Metazoa; Chordata; Actinopteri; Cypriniformes; Catostomidae
Product: protocadherin-9-like
Exons: 5
Coding region: 685-4401 (1238 amino acids)
Biological process (GO): homophilic cell-cell adhesion
Cellular component (GO): plasma membrane
Molecular function (GO): calcium ion binding
Source: RefSeq, a predicted model, not a curated record